Messenger RNA from Protopterus annectens (West African lungfish), 3874 nucleotides. Its product is annotated as myosin-16-like. The coding region runs from base 1 to 3201 and encodes 1066 amino acids. Lineage: Eukaryota; Metazoa; Chordata; Ceratodontiformes; Protopteridae. The record is from RefSeq and is a predicted model, not a curated record. The transcript has 23 exons. Gene Ontology annotation, cellular component: myosin complex.
AUGGUAUUCUCUGUAUGCCAGAUGGUCCUGGAAGAAGAUAAUCAAAAGGAAAAGACAACAUUGUCACAAUUAACAGCAACACACGCUUCCAAUGAACUUGAGAUCAAUCGUCAGGCUCAUGUUUCUCGAUUGGAGAGAUUGAGGGAAGCAGAUAUUAUUUAUUCAUCUGAACAGGAUCAUGAUUUUGGAGACAGCCUGUAUUUUGAAAAUUAUACUUUAAUUAAUCUUCAGAAGGAGAAGAAUCACUUGGAGAAACUUAAUCAGCACUUACUGGAAGACUUGCAAGCAAAAGAAGAAAAGGUCAGUCAGUUGACUAAGGAAAACACAAGACUACAGGUUAAAGCAGAUGAUCUAGAUCAUAACCUGCAGCAGGAGAAGGCAUUCCAAGUUGAAUUGGGGAAGUUGAAGCGAAAGUUAGAAUCAGAUGCUAAAAUGACCAUAGAUAACCUUAACGAAAUGCAGAGAAUUAAGACUGACCUGGAGGAAGUAAUCAAAAAGAAAGAUUUAGAGAUAAAUGCUUUGAACACCAAAUUAGAUGAAGAGCAAUGUCUGAGCACUAACCUGCUGCGCAAGAACAAAGAGUUCCAGUGCCGCAUUGAUGAGUUGGAAGAAGAGCUGGAAGCAGAAAGAAGCAUACGAGUUAAGAUUGAAAAGCAGCGAGCUGAUUUAAACAGAGAGUUGGAAGAUCUGUCUGACAGACUCGAAGAAGUGGGAGGGACCAGUGCUUCUCAGACUGAAAUGAAUAAGAAGCGAGACUCAGAACUUAAUCGACUGAGAAGAGAAUUAGAUGAAGCAGCUUUACACUCAGAGGCUACAGCGUCUGCUCUAAGGAAGAAACACGCUGAUUCUUUGGCAGAGAUGACAGAGCAGUACGAGUCACUACAACGCACGAGACUCAAGCUGGAGAAGGAAAAACAGAACAUGAAACUGGACUUGGAUGACUUGUCAGUUACAGUUGAGAACCUACAAAAAUACAAGCUAACAAGUGAUGCACAGAUUCGAAAGCUGGAAGACUUACUUGCAGAAGCAAAUUCCAAGAAUGAAGAACUGCAGAAGGCUGUAGCUGAACAAAACCUCAUCAGAAAUAGGCUAACAGUGGAAUGUAGUGAUCUUACACAUCAAGUGGAGGAGAAGGAAACCAAAUGCAGCCAGCUAAACAAAGCAAAAUCGGUACUGAUAUUGCAAGUAGAUGAGAUGAAGAAGCAACUUGAUGAAGAAAUAAAGACAAAAAACACUUUGACAGUCACUCUUUCAUGUCUGAAACAUGACUAUGAGUCAGUGAAGGAACAACUGGAAGAAGAACAAGAAAGCCGAUCUGAACUCCAGCGAUUCACCUCAAAACUGAACAAUGAAAUUUCUCAGUGGAAGUCCCGUUAUGAAACAGAUGCCAUUCAAAAGUCAGAAGAACUUGAGGAAACAAGAAAGAAGCUGACUUUGAGAUUGCAAGAAGCAGAAGAAUCAACAGAAACUAUCCAAGCCAAAUGUUCCAGUCUGGAGAAAACAAAGCAGCGCUUACAAGGAGAGGUUGAGGAACUCUGUAUGGACUUGGAGAAGGCCAAUUCAACAGCAGCUGCAUUGGACAAGAAGCAGCGUUUUAUUGACAAGCAGAUUUCAGACUGGAGGCAGAAAUGUGAAGAAAUCCAAAUAGAGUUAGAGACAUCACAAAAGGAAUGUCGACAGUAUGCAACUGAUCUAUUCAAACUCAAAACUGCUUACGAAGAAAUGAAUGAACAAAUUGAGGCAUUAAGACGUGAAAACAAGACUUUGCAAGAAGAGGUGAUUGACCUGUCAGACCAACUUGGAGAAGGUGGUCGAAGUGUUCAUGAACUUCAGAAAUCAAAGAAAAAGCUCGACAUGGAGAAGGAUGAGAUGCAGGCAGCUCUGGAAGAAACUGAGGCAGCAUUAGAGGCUGAAGAAAGCAAAGUAACUCGUCUGCAGAUAGAGCUAACACAACUGAAAACUGAUAUAGACCAUAAACUACAGGAGAAAGAGGAAGAAUUUGAAACAACAAGGAAAACCCAGCAACGAGCUCUGGAUUCCCUGCAAACUAGCCUUGAUACUGAAAUCAAGGGUCGUGCUGAAGUCACACGAAUGAAGAAGAAGCUGGAAUGUGACAUGAAUGAACUGGAGAUGCAGUUAGACCAGGCUAACAAAAGCAACGGGGAACUCAUUAAAAUGGUAAAAAAGUUACAGCAGCAAAUAAAGGAUGCACAAGUCCAAGUGGAAGAGGAUGCCAAGCAACAGGAAGAGCUAAAAGAACAGUAUGACCUGAUGCAACGACACUGUAACCUGCUAUCUGCAGAACUCGAGGAAACUCAAAGCCAUUUAGAGACUUCUGAACGGUCUCGCAAAAUCUCAGAACAGGAAUUAAUUGAUGCAAAUGAAAAAUAUAAUGACAUUAACAGCCAGCUUCAAGUACUGACUGCAGUGAAAAGGAAAAUGGAAGCAGAUCUUCAACAAAUUACAAGUGAACAUGAAGAGCUACUCACAGACUUCAAAACAUCUGAUGAGAAAAUCAAAAAAGCUAUGUCCGAGGCUGCAAGACUUGGAGAAGAGCUACAGCAUGAAAGAGACCAUGUUACUCACCUCAAAAGAACCAAGAAAGUCCUGGAGGUUCAGCUGAAAGACCUAAAUGUGAAACUUGAAGAGGCUGAACAACUAGCAUUAAAAGGCGGAAAGAAAAUAAUUCAGAAACUUGAAGGAAAAGCAAAGGAACUAGAAAUGGAACUGGAUGCUGAGCAGAAGCGACACACUGAGACAACAAAGACACUAAGGAAGAAUGAGCGACGACUGAAAGAGAUUAUUUUCCAAGGAGAAGAGGACCAGAAAGCACAGCUGAGAAUGCAGGAGUUAGUCGAGAGGCUACAGACCAAGCUGAAGGCUUAUAAACGGCAAGUCGAAGAGGCAGAAGAACAAGCAAAUAUGAACUUGGCUAAGUACAGGAAAACAGUUCAUGAGCUUGACGAUGCGGAGGAGCGAGCAGAUAUUGCAGAAGCAGCACUUACCAAAAUUCGUACCAAGAACAGAGCAAGCUUUGGCAAAGGUUACUCCUCGGGUUACAGCUCACCACUCAUCUCCCUAGUGAGAUCACCAAGUUCUACAGGAUCUGAAGGACGAACAGAGAAGCUAGUGAAUGACGAAGAUACAUCAUCACUUAUCCCAGCUUACCUUAAUUCGCUGAAGAAACUCAUGGUGGACUAACAAAUGUGUUAUACUCAGACGAGAGCCUGACAUUGCUGAAGUCCCUAUAUAAAGUGACUGUACAAUCCCUGCAAAAUCUAUUCAGAAGAGCAAGCUACCAAUACUGACAUUUGUAAGUUUAAUAUAUCUUAAUAUAAAUGUUUUUAUUAUCAUUGAAUAAUAGCUGGUGAUUGCUUGUUUAAUAAUAAGCUGGCUGUACACAGACAAUAAUUCAUAAUGCAGAAAAACUAUAAAUUACCAUAAGAAUAAGUGAACCAUUUACUCAGAAUUCAGAAUGAUCAGUUUAUAUUCUAUACAGUUGCUUUACCUUUGUCACCUGAAUUCUAUAGCUGACAGUUCUAAUUUACUGUCUCAUGGUAUGAGUUACGAGACACAUCCCCAUCAAAUGCUGUUUACAACAGAGGACAGUAAAUGCUUCUGUUGCUAAAAAUCCACCGCUGAUGUUUCCAUUUCAUGUGUUUGCUGAGAAGGAAAAAGAAAACUGGUUUGUAGGUGGGCACCAUUAUUUUGUAGAGAAUGGUGGGGCGGUAGUAUAGUAGUAGCAAUGCUGCUUUACACUGCCUGGUUCCCCUGUCAUAAUACUGACUUUGUGAGUAUGUGUGUCUCUUUGUGUGUAAGCACACAUGCAUAUGUGGUGUUUGCACACUUUCCCAAUGAUUGCAGACACCUACUG